CGCCCGGGGCGAUGGAGGAGGCGCAGCGGCGCGUGCUGCAGCGGUCGCGGCUGCGCCUGGUGCAGGAGCUGCGCGUGGACCCGCUGUGGGAGCUGCUGCUGCACCGAGGGGUCUUCACGCAGGACAUGCUCGAGGAGAUCCAGAGAUCAGGUACUCGCAGAGAUCAAGCCAGGCAGCUGGUCACCGACCUGCAGACUCGUGGGAAGCAAGCGUUCCCAGUCUUCAUCUGGUGCCUGCAAGAAACUGGCCAGACCGAGCUGGCCGCUUUGCUGAGCGAAGGAUACAACCCUCCACCGUUGUGUCCCGUUGAUGUAAAACCAGUUAAACCACCGUUGCGUCCUGGACACCAUGACCCACGCGCUGGAACGUCUGAACAUUUGCCUUCUCCAGUUCAGCACCAAGAGCCGCCCCAUCAUGCUAACGCCACUCCGGGCUCUGAAGGAGAGAGAUCCAGGAGGAAUUCUGAAAUGACGUACACCCUGAAAAGUGACCCCUGUGGAUCCUGCCUCAUUAUCAACAACGUGAAUUUCAGCAAAGAUACAGACUUGGACCGCCGCACUGGUUCCGAUAUAGACUGCGAACGGCUGGAGAAGCGGUUCCGGUCGUUGCAUUUUGACGUCAUGACCCGGCACGAUCUCAAAGCUCACGAGAUCGCUCAUGAGUUGCAGAGCUUGGCGAGGCAGGAUCACACCUCUCGGGACUGCUGCCUGGUGGUGCUUCUUUCACACGGCUGUCAGACGAGCCACAUACAGUUCCCUGGUGGGAUCUUCGGUUCAGACGGGCGGCGCAUUUCGGUGGAAAAGAUCGUCAGCUUCUUCAACGGGAACAAUUGCCCCACCCUGAGGGGCAAACCCAAGCUUUUCUUCAUCCAGGCCUGUGGCGGCGAGCAAAAGGACCGCGGCUUUGAAGUGGAUUCUGACUCUCCCCGCAUGCAGCAUCGCAGUUUUAAUGCCGAGUCAGACGCGCGCCCCUUCCAGGCGCCCUCGGAAGCCACGGAUGAGCCAGACGCCGUUGCGAGCUUGCCCACCCCAAGUGACAUCCUGGUGUCUUACUCCACGUUUCCAGGUUUUGUGUCCUGGAGGGAUAAAUUGACCGGCUCCUGGUAUGUUGAAACCCUGGACCAGGUGCUGGACCAGUACGCGCGUUCUGAAGAUCUGCUCAGCAUGCUGGUAAGGGUGGCACACACCGUUUCUGCAAAAGGGAUGUACAAGCAAAUGCCCGGCUGUUUUAACUUCCUCCGUAAACAAUUCUUUUUCCUGGUCAAAUGAAGGAAGCUUGGAAGGGAACGGAUGCCUGUGUGACGAGAAUCUUUACAUCCCGUGAUGGCUUCCAAAGAGCUUGCCGUCCCUCUGCGUGAAGAUGUCUGCGUGAUUUUGUUUUGGGGUGAUUGUAUGUCAUUGUGGGGGCUGAGGGUUCACAGCUUCGAAAGACUUCCCUCUCCUUUCUUGGGGAAAUGUGAAACUCCGCUUUCCUAUCCUAAACCAUCUGGUGGUACUUGGAAGAAUCCUGCAUAGAGUUCCAAGCAUUCCAGGUUCCCCUAAGGAGGAAACCAGGGGCUGUUUCUUUUUCUCCCCCCCCCCCCCCCCUUGGAGAUUCUCUCCAAAGAAUGUCUAAUUUCUUCACUGUACUUUUUAAUGAUGUCCUUCCAGUACCUCGCUGGUGCUACCAGUUUAAACCUGCUGCAACCUAGUUUAAUGGUUAUGACUACCUUUUCCUUUGCCUUCCUGUGUUGAGGAGUGCAACUCUUGGGAAGGGGUUCCAAACAGCCUCGUAAAACAGCUGUUUUCCCUCCCGAAACUGCUCGGUGGAAGCCAAGCCCAAACCGGUAGCACUGAUUGAUCCUGCGUUUUGUCGGGGCAAGAUAAGCAGACAUUCUCUGAGCAGCUGCUGUGUCAUCGUGCCAUUAAAUCUUCUAUAUUUCUAUGCAA
Messenger RNA from Varanus komodoensis (Komodo dragon), 1928 nucleotides. RefSeq names its product caspase 9 (gene CASP9). NCBI's taxonomy places the organism in Eukaryota, Metazoa, Chordata, Lepidosauria, Squamata, Varanidae. The coding region runs from base 12 to 1268 and encodes 418 amino acids. The record is from RefSeq and is a predicted model, not a curated record. Gene Ontology annotation, molecular function: cysteine-type endopeptidase activity. Gene Ontology annotation, biological process: regulation of apoptotic process; proteolysis. The transcript has 10 exons.